Cheilinus undulatus (humphead wrasse) is the source of this 5061-nucleotide messenger RNA. RefSeq names its product gamma-aminobutyric acid (GABA) B receptor, 1a (gene gabbr1a). Gene Ontology annotation, biological process: G protein-coupled receptor signaling pathway; gamma-aminobutyric acid signaling pathway. Lineage: Eukaryota; Metazoa; Chordata; Actinopteri; Labriformes; Labridae. Gene Ontology annotation, molecular function: G protein-coupled GABA receptor activity. The transcript has 24 exons. Bases 338 to 3331 code for a protein of 997 amino acids. Gene Ontology annotation, cellular component: membrane; G protein-coupled receptor heterodimeric complex. The record is from RefSeq and is a predicted model, not a curated record.
GGGGAGAGGAAAAAAGGAGGGGAGUGUGGUGAAUCGGUGUUUCGUCGUGUAUGGGGAUGCGUUUGUAUAUAGUGCAUGUAUGUUUUUUGUAAGGAUUUUUUGCCAUUUCUUACCUUUGCCAUGCGUAACUGCAAUACAUGGAGGAAACCCGAAUAAUUUUGUUUUUCUAUCAGCCUGUUUACGAACGGAGCAGCUUGCACAGUUAUAGCCAUAUAAUUACAGCCAUAAAAAUCGUUGCAAAGAUGCAUAUUUUUACCAAAUAAUCCGACGCUGGGCUUUCCCAUCCGGAGGACGCACUGUUAUCUUCACUGAGCUCAUCGAAACUAAUAAUCCAGAGAUGGCACGGCUAUUGUUUCUGAUUAUUCUCUAUGCUCUUCCAUCUCCUGUUGUGCCCAUACAUAAUUCAUCAGCUGGAGGCUGUGCCAUUAUCCGGCCUCCCAGGGAUGGCGGGAUCCGCUACAGAGGCCUGACACAAGAACAGAUCCGCAGUGUGCAGAUCCUGCCGGUGGAUUAUGAGAUCGAGUACAUCUGCAGGGGAAACCGGGUGAUCGUGGGACCCAAGGUCAGGAAGUGCUUACCCAACGGCACAUGGACGGACAUGACACAGCACAGCAGAUGUUUGCUGCUGUGUCCGCGGGUGUGGACUUCCCUGGAGAACGGCCGGGUAUCUGUGAAGCCGCCUGGACCACCAGUAGAAGGGAUGGUACUCCAUUACAGCUGCCAUGCCGGCUUCAUCCUGGAGGGCAGAAACAUCAGCCACUGCACUAAACUGGGCAAGUGGGAUGCUCCCAAACCCACCUGUCUCUAUGACAGAAACUACACAGGAAAGAAGAAGCUGUACAUCGGAGCUCUGUUCCCCAUGAGCGGAGGCUGGCCGGGCGGACAGGCGUGCAUGCCCUCCGCUCAGAUGGCCCUGGACCUGGUGAACAACAGGAGCGACAUCCUGCCCGACUACGAGCUGGAGCUGAUCCACUACGACAGCAUGUGUGACCCGGGAGAAGCCACCAAGUUGCUGUACGACCUUCUGUACACCGAGCCCAUCAAGAUCGUCCUGAUGCCUGGCUGCAGCGGCGUCUCCACAAUCGUGGCCGAAGCUGCUCGCAUGUGGAAUCUCAUAGUGCUCUCCUAUGGAUCCAGCUCACCGGCUCUGUCCAACCGCCAGCGUUUCCCCACCUUCUUUCGCACCCACCCGUCAGCCACCCUCCACAACCCCACCAGGGUGCAGCUUUUCCAGAAGUGGAAGUGGACACGCAUCGCCACCAUCCAGCAGACCACCGAAGUCUUCACCUCAACUCUGGACGAUCUGGAGCAGAGGGUGAAGGAGGCGGGCAUCGAGAUCAGCGUUCGUCAGAGUUUCCUCACCGACCCGGCUGUCGCUGUCAAGAACCUCAAGCGCCAAGAUGCAAGAAUCAUUGUGGGGCUCUUUUAUGAGACUGAAGCCAGGAAAGUGUUUUGUGAGGUGUUCAAGGAGAAGCUCUAUGGGAAGAAGUACGUGUGGUUCCUGAUUGGCUGGUACGCAGACAACUGGUUCAAGAUCAAAGAUCCGGCGAUCAACUGCACAGUGGAGAACAUGACGGAGGCCGUGGAGGGACAUGUCACCACAGAGAUUGUGAUGCUGAAUCCUGAGACAGUCCGGGGCGUCUCAAACUUGACAUCUCAGGAGUUUAUCGCCGCUUUGAUGUCUCGUCUUGGAGGGAUGAACCCUGAGGAGACCGGUGGGUUUCAAGAAGCUCCUCUGGCCUAUGAUGCAGUCUGGGCCCUCGCUCUUGCCCUCAAUAAGACGGUGGCACCACUGAAGGCCAAGGGUCGCAGACUGGAGGACUUCAACUAUAACAACCAUGACAUUACCUCUGAGAUCUACAGGGCCCUCAACACCAGCUCCUUUGAAGGCGUCUCGGGCCAAGUGGUGUUUGACGCUCAGGGCUCCAGGAUGGCAAUGACUCUUAUCGAGCAACUGCAAGGUGGAAGCUACAAGAAGAUCGGCUACUAUGACAGCUCACAGAAGAACCUCUCCUGGUUCGACAACGAUGUUUGGAUCGGUGGUGGACCUCCGGCUGAUCGGACUGUGGUGAUUGAGGAGUACAGGUUCUUGUCUCAGAAGCUGUUUGCAGCCGUGUCUGUCUUCGCCGGACUUGGCAUCCUGCUCGGCAUCGUCUGUUUAACCUUCAACAUCUAUAACGGCAACGUCCGCUACAUCCAGAACUCCCAGCCGUACCUGAACAACAUGACAGCGGUGGGCUGCAUGAUGGCUCUGGCUGCAGUGUUCCCGCUGGGGAUUGACGGUCACCACGUCCACCGCUCACAGUUCCCGGUCGUCUGCCAGUUCCGCCUGUGGCUCCUCGGUCUCGGCUUCAGCCUGGCAUAUGGCAGCAUGUUCACCAAGAUCUGGUGGGUCCAUACCCUCUUCACCAAGAAGGAUGAGAAGAAGGAGAAGAAGAAGCAACAUUUGGAGCCGUGGAAACUCUACGCAACAGUUGGAGUGCUGAUGGCUAUCGACUUUCUGUCACUCAUGAUCUGGCAGAUUGUGGAUCCUCUGCACAUUACGAUUGAGAAGUUCACUAAAGAGGCCCCUAAAGAAGAUAAGGAUGUCCUGAUUCAGCCCUUGUUGGAGCACUGCAGCUCGGAGAAGAUGAAUACAUGGCUCGGUGUUGUUUACGGCUACAAGGGUCUGCUGCUUCUGCUGGGAAUUUUUUUGGCUUACGAGACCAAGUCAGUCUCCACAGAGAAGAUCAAUGACCACCGGGCCGUCGGGAUGGCUAUUUACAACGUUGCUGUGCUGUGCCUGAUCACGGCUCCAGUCACUAUGAUCCUAUCUUCACAGCAAGACGCCUCCUUUGCCUUUGCCUCUCUAGCAAUCGUCUUCUCUGCCUACAUCACCCUGGUGGUGCUGUUUGUACCCAAGAUGCGGCGUCUGAUAACCCGUGGGGAGUGGCAGUCUGAGCAGCAGGACACUCUGAAGACCGGCUCGUCCACCAACAACAACGACGAGGAGAAAUCACGACAGCUGGAGAGAGAGAACAGGGAGCUGCAGAAGAUCAUCCAGGAGAAAGAAGAGAGGGUAUCGGCUCUUCGUAACCAGCUUGCUGAGCGCCAGGCUCUACGCAACCGCCGCCGACCUUCCGCAGGCCAGAACCAGAACCACAACGCCCCGCCGCCUUCCUCCCAGCCGGACCCCAAGUCUCUGCUCCCCCCGCCUGGCUACCCCAACCCCACCACGGACAAUCACUCCCUCCCUCCGUCCUUCUCCAACUCCUCCAACCUGUACCCGGCUGAGAGCAAGAUGAGCCGCAACCAUUGUCACAACAGCCAGAUCCCGCUGCUGUACAAGUAGGCGAGGCGUGGGAGGGUGUGGGAGGGGAGGGGGGAGGAUCAGUCGCACAGUGUACACGUGGGACACAAACACAACGAGACACUGUGACUUUCACAUGUUUGGCUGAAGAGCACAGCGGUGUAGUGACACUGUUUUUAAAAAUACGAUGCGAAAGCACAAGAAGAGUUCACAGGAGCGCUUUACACUCGGCAGCUUCGUGCAGGAGAUCACGCAGGAAAACACCCGCCCUCACAGCUUUGAUCUCACUGUUCAACCCAGCAACAACGCCGACACAAGCACAUCUCAGACUCGCAGCACUCGAGGUCGAACAAACGGGCCGAUCUCUUCAUCGUUCCUCUCCCUCAUUCGUUCUCUCGUUCUGUUGUGGAGAUGUCGGAUCUGAAAAAGGAAAUCGUUUGUGUUCGUGUCUUUUGCUCUCCACAUUUCGUCUCUGGAGUUUGUUGACUAGACAAGCACAUACAGUAGUGAUUUAUAUUGUUCUGUAAUUUCUGACCUGUUUUGUCAUGGAGUCGUUGUUAAAAUUAUUUGUUUACUUUUUCAAGAGAGUUGUGAAACUGAAUAUUCAACAAAAGGGACAAAGCAAUGUACAGAUUUUCCUCUGAACAGCAGCUCAUAGACGAUGAUGUGCAUUAUUAAACAGCCAUAAUUUCAAAAGGCCAUUGAGCUGGGAAUGUCUUCUGUCAGGACUGUGUUCCAGUACAACACUGCAUCUCAAAACUAAAACAGUCCUUUGCUGAUGUGUCUCGUUUCUAAAGGAGAAAAGCUUGCUCGCAUUUGAGGACAAUUUUGAUAGUUUUGCCAUUUGAAAAUGAAGUUUUAAAACGUCUUUUUUGAGAUUUGUGUUGAAUCUGUUUAUUAGAAGAGAGCAGGAGUAGCCGUUGAAUAAAUCCCUCAUCCUGCUUAUGACUCUGUUGCAUCAUCCCUGCAGCUGAUUCUUAAAUUUAUCUCCAAUUUCUCUGAAGAAGAAUGUUUACUCUGCCUCCUGAAUUGAAAACAGAUUAUAUUUCUCCACAGCAGCAGAGCAGUGAGAUGAGGUGCUUUUACAAUGGCCACUUCUGUAAAUAUUCAAAGAAAGCACAGUUUUUCUUGGGAUUUUAUACAUGGGACUCUGUUACUCGCCUUUUUUAUUUUAAAGGGAUCUUCUUUUUUUAUGUUCCUCCAUAGCAGACAAUCUGGAUGGAUGAUACUUUAUGUUUUUGUACUUUUCUUUCCCAUUUUUGCCUUUUAAUAAGUUGUAAAUGUAUCAGAGAAGGAUAUGUAGGUACAGAAAUGUGACUUACUGUAUUUAUUAAGCAGUUAAUGUGGAUGUACUAUUUCAUUCAUGAGCUAUAUUCAGAUUUUAUAAAAGCAAUGAUACCUGAACAGCUUUAUGAGCAGGUGAAAACAAUACUUUGUCAGAUAUUUUUAAAGCUCUAUAUUUCAGUGUGCACUUUAAACUGAACUAAACUAUGGUUGCUCCACUUUAAGUUAUUCUAAUACAUGUUAGCUCAGGGUUUGGGGAGGGACAGUCCCAGGACAGAAAUGAAUGAAAUAGGCCAUAUUUAUUAACUGUGCAGUACAUGGAUCAGAUAGUGUAUCAUAUGAAUGCAGAUAUCAUUUAGGAAAUGUUCUAUUAUAUUGCACAUAUAUAAAAAUAUACAUGGAUUUGGGGAUAUUUGUAUUCACUAUAUCUAAGAUCAUAAAUGUUGGUAUAUUUCAGAGUAUGUGUAUGCAAAUAUAUGGGUAUCAUA